GGCGAGCACUGGCAGAGCGCUGCAACGUUGUCCGCCUGCCUGGGACGGACCGUGGGAUCGUCAGGCGCUGGUGGUGUGACGCUUCUUCCCCUUUCAUCAACCCUGCCCAGCACCCAGCUCGGCCUCCUUGGAACCUUUCUAGGGGGGCUGUUUGUCGGGUGUCGCAUCCCCGGGUGGUGCUGCUGUCGUCUGCCGAGAGCUUGCUCACUCCGACCCCAGCUGGGCAGUGCAAGCCCCGACUUUUCUUUUGCUGUAUCCAGGUCCAAACUCUGGCCGCGGCACAGCCCGCCCAGCAAGACGGUCCUGCGUCCACUCUGGCAUCCAUACCAGCGGACCUGUUCCUUUUGGGGAGAAAAAAAAAAAGGGCUGAAGAAGAAAUCCACUUUCCACCCUCUUGCUCUUGGCCAGUUGGCCGUUCCCGUCCCCGAGCAAGCAAGCACUCGCAUACCAAACCAAGGGAAAGUCCGGCCCUUGCAAGGCCAGCCUUGACGCCUCCCCCUCGGUCAUCGCCUCCCUCAUCGCAGCCAUCCUUCUCACGGGGGCCAUUCCUCUAAGAUUGCCAGAACACCUAGCUAUUUUCGGAUCUCCCCCCUCUCUUGCUCCCUCCGUUUCCCCUGGGAUCCUCGGCCAACGCCUCCUCCGAACAGCGGCAGCCCGACGCCGCAGGCCCAACCCACCGUUUCGGCUGACCCGUUUGCCGGCUCCCGCCAUCCAGCUCCUCUUCCACACACUCCUCCCAUGGCCUCGUCGCCCGCCGCAUCGACAGGUCUGGUGCUUACACGGAGUCGACGGCCCAGGGCGCAGGGUGACGCACCUCUUGCCGCGCCGCCCUCCUUCUAACACUUGCCCAAGGCCGCCGUCUGCAGAAAGAGUGGCUCCUGGUUCUUAAAACGCUUGACAUCCACACCCUUGCCCAUCUUGGUCUGUGUUGCCCAAACUCGGAACCCCAGAUCCGGACUUGUGCGUCUUGUGUUGCACUGUCUUUCUGCUGCCGAUCCUUUCCGAACCACUCGAGCCCGACGACAGGGCGCCGCGAGCCCUCCACCAGCUAGGGCAUCUAUCCGCCUCAACACCCCACCAACUAGGCGGCUGAUCACCAUCGCCUGCGUACACGGACCGCGCAAGCUAGAUUCCUGGCUGCUAGUAUCGCGCUAUCCAGCACUCGAGCCACACGAAGCGCCUACCGCCGGUUUUAGCAUCGCUACCCCCCUCUCGCGCGCGGCUGAGGCUUGCUGGUGCUGUUGGACCUGUCCUAGCCCACCGCCGACUAUCGACGGCUGACUUGAACACCUGAAUAUCUGGUCCUGUCCCUCUUCGGUUACUCCUGAACAUCUGGCCUACCGCUCGAAGCUCCGCUCACUCCUGGUUUGGCGGAGAAGCUUUCGCGGACACUUGAGCUCCGCAACGUUUGCGCAAACAUCUUGCGGAGGUCGCCUUGUUUCGGGAACGGUUGAGCAUGGCUAUCGGCGAGAUGUCGUCUACGUCGAACAGCCCCAUUCCUCGAUCGAAUCCCGGGAACACUCGGACCGCACUCCCAAGCCGACCGCCGAUGCCCUCGAAAACCCUCUCUACCGCAACUUCUCACCACGACAGGCGCUCGCCGCCCCUCGGAGACGGCGACGUCAGGGACGGGGACAAGGGCGCGUCUCCCUCGUCCCAGAGGGGGCCGUCCAGCAUGGGUCAGCCACCCAGCCCGGCGUCUCUCAUGAAUGAUGCGGGAUCCGAUGCGGGGGCGGAGAGUGUGCAGGCAAUGAGCGCACAAGGGCCACAGGGCCAGUCAGGCCAGGUUUGCAGCAACUGCGGGACGACCCAGACCCCACUAUGGAGGAGAUCACCACAGGGUGCGACUAUCUGCAAUGCCUGUGGGCUGUAUCUGAAGGCGCGGAAUGCUGCGAGGCCAACGAACCUGAAGAGGCCGCCAAACUUCGUGCCCGCCGGCGCCCAGAGGGUUGCUGACCGAGCCUCGCCUAAAGCUGCUUCUCAGCCGCUCCCAAGCGUAACUGGUGCUACCUACGUCACAGCCGAGCAGACCCCUGCUGGCAGCUGUCCAGGGGGCGGCCGCUGUAAUGGUACCGGUGGUGCAGAAGGCUGCAGCGGCUGUCCUGCAUACAACAACAGGAUAGCAAAAAGCGCCAACCUGAACGUGUCUGGAUCGUCGGCAAGGUGCGGGAGCCAGGCUGGAGCGGAGGAGCCCAAUGCCGUCGACAUUGGCGCCUUGAAUAUCCAGGGCCAGAGCACCACCGUCGUCAUCGCAUGCCAGAACUGUGGGACAACCAUCACCCCUUUGUGGAGGAGAGAUGAGAGCGGCCACACUAUUUGCAACGCAUGUGGAUUAUACUAUAAGCUUCACGGGGUCCACAGACCCGUCACGAUGAAGAAGUCUGUGAUCAAGCGGAGGAAACGAGUUUUGCCGGCGUCGCAGCAGGGCUCACCGGCUCCCGGCGAUGGUGGUAGCCCCAGCGCCGAAGGAGGGGCCUCGCCAUCUCCUCAGCCCGACGCGCUGAUGGAGCGCGGCUCCGUUAACUCUGAUGGCUCCGUCAACCUAGGUCUUCGCCGUCAGCCGGAGCAAGCCAUGUCACUUGUUCCCGAAACGGUCCUUCGUCAAGGCAGACAGUCGUCCCCGUUGCCCAAGGGCGACCUAACCCAAUACCACACACGGCCGCACAGCGCCCAACCGCCGCAGCCAGUGUCCGAGUCUCUCACAGACGACAACCGUCUCGCUCCGCUCACUUCCAUACCCGCAACUCCCAACGACGACCGACAGUCUUCGCUCUCCCCUGCGUCGUUCCUUUCACCCUCGCGCCGCAAGCGCUCCUUCUCGGCGGCGUCGGGCGAUGGGCCUUCGCCGUCCAGCGGCGGAGGCGACGUGACCCCCUAUCAAGAGGGCGGGAGUGUGUCAAAACGGCUUUCAUCGAUAAAAUCGCUGCUGAAUGGGCCGCUGGCCACCGGGGACGAACUGCCGCCGAUGGACAAGUCGCGCCGCAUGAUUCCUUCGCCGGCGUCAGCCGCGCCGGCUCCCAGCGGCGGCGGUCCCUUUCUCCCGGCCUCGUUGCGUAACGGCGGGAGGAGCGGUAGCGGCAACGCCGUCGGCUUCGACGAGGAUCGCCUUAAGGCUGACCGACGAGCGGAGCUCCUGCGCGAGGCUGAGACCAUGCGGCAGGUGCUUGCUGCCAAAGAACGCGAGCUUGCGGAGCUGCAAUAACAUCCGGCUUUUUUUUUCUCUUUUCCUUUUCUUCCGUCUCGGAUACCGUCACGUUUUUGUUUUUGGGGAAUCAGGACGAUGACAACGAAGCUACGAAAAACGCAAAAUCAAAUACGAAAAAAGGGCACACGACGUGCCAAGAAACCGUAGAGUUGAAGCCGUCCCAGAUAAAUCUUCUGUCGAUACACGGACCGCUCGUCAGAGCAUGGGGUUUACCAUGUUGGAUCGUUUGGUUAAGGGAUGGGAGCCACUACUUAUUUCAUGCCUGAUUUUUUUGGGCGCCCUGGUACCGUUACCAUCCAGAGAGCCCACAUACAAAAGCCGAACCAAUACAUACCUUUAUAUGUCUUGACGCAGAUUGCAGUGACUGCUCGUGUGUUUUCCCCCAGAGCCCCUGAGUCAGGGUUGGUCUCAAUUCGGGAUCCACGACAGCCAUUCCAGCGACGGGCCACACAGGGCAAAGUAAGGCGCGGAGAAAAACAUGCUCGUGCUUCGAAGACAAAUGAUGAAAUCGCCAGCAUCACACAAUACAGCUUUACCUAUAUAAAAACCGCC
Molecule: messenger RNA, 3757 nt
Organism: Gaeumannomyces tritici R3-111a-1
Lineage: Eukaryota; Fungi; Ascomycota; Sordariomycetes; Magnaporthales; Magnaporthaceae
Product: GATA factor SREP
Exons: 3
Coding region: 1457-3202 (581 amino acids)
Biological process (GO): negative regulation of transcription by RNA polymerase II; positive regulation of transcription by RNA polymerase II
Molecular function (GO): zinc ion binding; DNA-binding transcription factor activity, RNA polymerase II-specific; RNA polymerase II cis-regulatory region sequence-specific DNA binding
Source: RefSeq, a predicted model, not a curated record